AUGGCGCAGUUACUGAAUUUGAAGGGCGGGGCCCUGAAUCUGGGGGCUGUAAAGCAGGGACUCACGACAGGUCUGGACCAGGGCUUGAGUUUUAUGAAGCAAAAGAUCAACGAGGUAUUUUUUUUGCGUUCCUUUCCAGUUUGGACCUUCAUCACAUGUUCUUCACUCUGAUAGUGCGGAAGCAGCUGUAGACUUGAACAGGAGAGAUGCGCACACAGAGACGCGACACACUCAGAAAAGAAAUAUAACAACAAUCGCAGGUCGCGAAGCACACUCGGCAAGCCGGAUACGACAGCGACGACGACCCGCCCACGAUCGAGCCGACGAACCCCGGGGAGCAGCUGGUGCGUUACUUCAUCCAGGGCGGCAAUCCGCAGGUCCCCGAUGACGAGGACAACAUGUUCACGCUCCCCGCACUGCCCUACUACACCAAGGCGGUGGUUUUGCAAGAUUUUCCGCUCCGGGGCGAGUUCCACUUCCGCUUCAAACAGCCGGACGACGAGUUCGGGUUCAUUUGGGUGGACGUCCCGGAUCUGGAAGACCUCGUGCCCUGCUACCAGGGAAUGAUUCAGCUCAAGGUAUGGAAGAGGAAGAUAUCAAGAACGAAUUGGACAACCUACCUGAUGAAAAUUUUAUUUCGCGCGUAAAAAUCCACGAAUCUCUUCACAAAAAAGUUUAGUCUAGUGCACGUGCAUCAGUGAAGAUUCGCGAUGUUGUCCGAAAUUUUCAGGUCCUCUCCCUCCCGGUUCCGAGUCCGGAGUACGCGCGCGUCAGCAGCGUUGCGCGUCCGGUCGACUCCCGGGGGUCUCGGGGCCAGUUUUCGCCCAGUCAGCGCAGACAGCAGCCGGUGGAGACGGGGGUACAGCCGUCAAAGCCCGUCGCCAACCCAGACUUGCUGAUCGGCACGGGCCCAGCGAGCGCCAGCAGCUCCUUCGGCUCGGUGCAGUCCUAUGCGUCGGGCCCGACGGCGAACCAAAGAGGACAUGGCGGGAACCACUUCGCGAAGAACGAUCUGGAGUCGCUCGGGCCGGUUGUAAAAGCGGAGGACCUCGACCGAGACAAGCUGGUUCGAGAACGAGAAGAGGAGAAAGCAGCGAGAAUGCGCGAGAAACUAGAAAAGCACAACGCGGUAGUAAAACGACUUUUACAUUCUGGAUGUGGAUUUUUUUUUUUGACGUUGCGAUUGCGAGAGCAAGGAAAAUUUCAAUGUAGUUUGUGAUUGCACACACUCUGUCGACGAGCUGCUAGUCUGGGCCGCGCCUUGCGUUUCGUUUGAGGUGGAAGAAGAAAAAUUUAUAUCAUAAUCACACCACAGGCUCGCGAAAAGGAAGAGUCCGGGAAGCAGGAGCGGGCAGAAGCGGGGCAGGAACUGAAGACGGAAAUGGAUAAUUGGUGCAUGAACCCGCAGGACGGCAAAUGUCGCGACGUGCGGACCCUCCUGGCCAGCUUGCAGGAUGUCAUUUGGGAAGGCAGUACGUGGCACCCCGUGAGUCUGGGCGACCUGAUGCUGAACCCCAGUAGGGUGAAGAAGUGCUGGCAAAAGGCGAUUUUGAUAUCGCACCCAGACCGCCACAAUGACGCGGACGGGCGCAGGAGGUAUCGCGCAGAGCGAAUUUUCGAGGCCAUCAACGAAAGCUACAAAUCCUUCAAACCGUAGUGACGACACUUUUUCACGACCCGUGUGCGUAGAGCGACACCAACGCGAAGUUACAUUAUGCGGCAAUAAGUUCCGCGACUAAGAAAUAAACCGGGAAAGCAGCACUGAGUGAGCCCUCCUAGGCCUGUAUGGAUCGUCGUUGUUCGCAAUAAAGUAGUUGUGAGCCACUAACUUGAUGAAAUUCGGCAGAUGUACUAUGUUGAGGGACAAAUAUUUAUGGUGAUCAUGAAUGACAAUGAACUUGAAAGAUCAUUUCUCCUUUACGUGUUUUCUGGACGAUCAUUUGCGAAAG
Amoebophrya sp. A120 is the source of this 1949-nucleotide messenger RNA. Lineage: Eukaryota; Dinophyceae; Syndiniales; Amoebophryaceae. The record is from the annotation of a GenBank genome assembly.